CGUGUCCUGCCCGUGACCUGUGAGGCGGCCACCCGGGGCUCUGGCGCUUCCGAUAUGCGCGUCAAACUGCUCCGGCUGCUCCCGCUGCUCCCCCUGCUGCUGGUGCCUUCACUGCUUACUCCCGGCCAUGCAGGCCCCACCGCGGGCACUCAGCACUACAUUCUGCGGAGCGGCUGGUGGGUGCACAAUGCGAACGGCUCGUUGGAGCUGCCAGCGGAGGUGCCUGGUUGCGUGCUUGGCGCGCUGCUGCAGCGCGGCCUCGUGCAGGACCCUUACUACAGAUUUAAUGACCUUGAUUACCGAUGGAUUUCCUUGGACAACUGGACCUAUAGCAACGAAUUCAAAUUCCCUUUCAAUAUCAGCAAAUGGCAGAAAGUAAAUUUGAUUUUUGAGGGAGUUGAUACAGUAGCAGAAAUCUUCUUCAAUAAUGUCUCCAUUGGAAAAACAGACAACAUGUUCCGCAGAUAUAGCUUUGACAUCACCAGUGUGGCCAGAGAUGUGAACUCUUUGGAGCUGCGCUUCCAGUCGGCUGUGCUGUAUGCGGCACAGGAAAGCAGAGCCCACAGAGGGCUCCCAGUGCCCCCUGCCUGCCCCCCGCCCCAGCAGAAUGGCGAGUGCCAUGUCAACUUUAUCCGAAAGGAGCAGUGUUCCUUCAGCUGGGACUGGGGCCCCUCUUUCCCCACCCAGGGCAUCUGGAGAGAUGUCAGCAUUGAAGCCUUUGACAUUUGCUGUCUGAGCCACUUCACUUUCUUCCCCAUCUAUGAUAACACUGCCCAGGUGUGGAGUGUUGAAAUAGAGUCUGCUUUUGACGUUGUCAGCUCAAAGCCAGUUGGUGGUCAGGCAGUCGUCGCCAUCCCCACACUGCAGACACGGCAAACGUUCCGCUUGGAGCUCCAGCCCGGGGAAAGCGUUGUUGAACUCUCUGUGAGAAUUAACAAGAGUAUUAUUGUGGAAGCUUGGUGGCCUCAUGGACAUGGAGACCAGAUUUGGUAUAACAUGACAGUUCUUUUUGAACUGGAUGGAGACAUAUACAUUGAAAAAUCUGCUAAGGUUUAUUUCCGGACAGUGGAGCUUGUAGAAGAGCCAAUAGAUGGGUCUCCAGGUCUGAGCUUCUACUUUAGAAUCAAUGGCUUCCCCAUCUUCCUGAAAGGCUCCAACUGGAUCCCAGCAGACGCCUUCCAGGAGAGGGUGACCCCCGAUGUGUUGCGGCUCCUUCUGCAGUCGGUUGUGGAUGCAAACAUGAAUGCGUUGCGGGUGUGGGGAGGCGGCAUCUACGAGCAGGACGCCUUCUACGAGCUCUGUGACGAGCUGGGGGUCAUGGUGUGGCAGGACUUCAUGUUUGCCUCUGCCCUCUACCCAGCCAGCCAGGGCUUCCUGGAUUCUGUGCAGGCGGAAGUUGCCUACCAGGUCAGGAGACUGAAACCCCAUCCGUCUGUUAUCCUGUGGAGCGGCAAUAACGAGAACGAGGGGCUGCUGGCUAUGAACUGGUUCCAAGUUCCGCUCAGUGACCUGGAGACCUACAUCAAGGACUACGUGACACUCUAUGUGGCCAAUAUCAGGGAGGUCGUCUUGGCAGGAGACAAGACCCGACCCUUUGUGCCAUCUAGUCCUUCAAAUGGAGUUGAAACCAUUGCCGAAGGCUGGGUGUCAAGGGACCCCUACAGCAACCACUACGGCGAUGUGCAUUUUUAUGACUACGACAAUGAUUGCUGGAAUUGGACCGUUUUCCCUAAAGCGCGGUUUGUGUCUGAAUAUGGCUAUCAGUCCUGGUCCUCCUUCAGUACAUUAGAAAAGGUCUCAGUGAAGGAAGACUGGUCUUAUAACAGCACGUUCACCUAUCAUCGACAGCACCAUCUGGAUGGCAAUAAGGAGAUGCUUCGCCAGGCUGCCCUGCAUUUCAGGCUCCCAGAAGGCCCAGAUCCUGUCCGCACCUUCAGAGACAUGCUCUACCUGACUCAGGUGGUACAGGCCCAGUGUAUCAAGAUAGAAACUGAGUUCUACCGUCGCAGCCGGAGCGAGAUAGUGGCUGGUGAGGGCCACACCAUGGGGGCACUCUAUUGGCAGCUGAAUGACAUCUGGCCGGCUCCUUCUUGGUCCUCUCUAGAGUACGGUGGCAAGUGGAAGAUGCUGCACUACUUCGCCCGCCGUUUCUUCGACCCACUGUUGCCUGUGGGCUUUGAGGACAAGGAUGUGUUUUACAUUCAUGGAGUGUCUGACCUGCAUGAGGACCAGAAUGUGACACUCACUUUGAUGGUGCACUCCUGGCACUCUCUGCAACCCCAGUGUGCCCAUUCCACAGAGCCCUUGGUGAUGAAGGCAGGGGCCGCCACCCAUCUGUACAGUGAGCCCGUGGCCCGCCUGCUGCGCAGGUGUGGGAACUGCACCCGGCAAGCCUGUGUGGCUUCCUUCCACCUCUCAGCCGGCGGUGAGCUCGUGAGUCCAGUCAACUAUCAUUUCUUGUCCUCCCUGAAGGAUGCUGAGGGGCUGCUCAAGGCACAUAUCACGGCCACCAUCUCCCAGCGAGGUGAUGCAUUUGCCAUCGACCUGGAGACAUCGGCUGUGGCGCCCUUCGUGUGGCUGGACGUGGGAAGUGUCCCCGGGAGGUUCAGUGACAAUGGUUUCCUUAUGACUGAGAAGACACGGACUGUUCUUUUUCACCCAUGGGCACCCACCAGCAAGAGUGACCUGGAGCAGUCUCUUCAUGUGACUUCCCUGACAGACAUUUACUGAGGGGUCUGGGCUGUGUGUUCACAGGCGACGUUCUCAGGGAGGCUACGCGUAGGUGUUCCUGAACCUGGCUGGGUUUGUGUCCCGAGUGAACUCCAGGUACUGUUACUGGGGCCCUUCUAGGAGUCACAGGAAGGGAACAGUGGCAGUGUCUGUGGAACCACAUAUGGAAGGCUGUGAGAUCCUCGACUGGUCAUCGAGAAGUAUUGUUCUUAAUUUUUAUUAGCACAUGUUUGCCGCAUGUAAUUAAUGGUCAUGCUCACUGGGGGAGCUGUACAGAACACAUCCUGUUCCGAGCCACUUGCUUACCUCUGCUUCUGUCGUGCUGGGUAAUCUCACUGAGAUGCCUGGUUACUGGGGUGGAGGGGUGGGGCUAAGUCUUCAGAAUGAGAGAUUUCUAGGUGACAGCCACAUUGUUCAUUGUUCCCAGAUUGUUUGGAGGUUGAUUGUCGUUUGGUUAUUGUUUGAGGAUAAGACUCUUUCAUUCUGAGUUAUUAAAUAAAAUACGGCUUUAGUAACAAUAAUUUAUUUGUCAAAAGGCCCUUAGCGUAAUCCUUUGGAAAAUAAUCUGGUAUCCCUGUGGGCACUGGAAAUUUUGUAUGUCCUGGCAUUGGCAUGCAUGUGGGCUUCAGAUUUCUAGUUCAAAAGCAUGGGUUAAUGUAGGCUUGUAGCCCUGGUGUGAAAGUGAUGUUACCUUUGUCAAGAGUUUAAGUCAUUUCUUUAUAUUGAUUAACUAUAAGUUGCUUAGAAAUUGCGUAUAG
Molecule: messenger RNA, 3488 nt
Organism: Octodon degus (degu)
Lineage: Eukaryota; Metazoa; Chordata; Mammalia; Rodentia; Octodontidae
Gene: Manba
Product: mannosidase beta
Exons: 17
Coding region: 55-2730 (891 amino acids)
Biological process (GO): glycoprotein catabolic process; carbohydrate metabolic process
Molecular function (GO): beta-mannosidase activity
Source: RefSeq, a predicted model, not a curated record